Molecule: messenger RNA, 3504 nt
Organism: Oncorhynchus kisutch (coho salmon)
Lineage: Eukaryota; Metazoa; Chordata; Actinopteri; Salmoniformes; Salmonidae
Product: probable G-protein coupled receptor 132
Exons: 2
Coding region: 88-1209 (373 amino acids)
Biological process (GO): negative regulation of G2/M transition of mitotic cell cycle; G1/S transition of mitotic cell cycle; G protein-coupled receptor signaling pathway
Cellular component (GO): membrane
Molecular function (GO): G protein-coupled receptor activity
Source: RefSeq, a predicted model, not a curated record
AUAGGUGGACGUGCAGACAGCUUUUUAACGGUUUCUGAAUGGAGCAUGUAUGAAGAUGGAACAAGCAUCUCUUGCAGACAGCAAUGAAUGAACACUUUUUACAGAUUUCAAGAGACGAUACAGCUAAACGACACCAUGCAUGACCCGACUGUGACUCAGACCAGCGUGGCUGCCAUCAACUGGAGCACUGAUGCUCCCCCGUGCACCCCGAACUACGAAGAGGACCGCGUGCCCCUGGUGGUGCUUUACAGUGUGGUGCUGGUCAUCGGGCUGCCUGCCAAUAUCGUUACUGUCUACCUGACCUUCCUCCAGGUGCGCCGCAAAAAUGUCCUGGGCAUUUACCUGUUGAGUCUGUCCGUGUGUGACCUUAUGUACCUCUGCACCCUGCCCAUGUGGGCCAACUACGUGAACGCGGGCCACCAAUGGUGCUGGAGCUCCAUGGCCUGCAAGGUGACAGGCUAUUUCUUCUUCAACAACAUGUACAUCAGCAUCUUCCUGCUGUGCUGCAUCUCCAGUGACAGAUACGUGGCCGUGGUCUACGCCGUGGAGUCGCGCGGCCUUCGGCGACAGAGACUGGCGGUUGCAGUUACCGUGGCCAUCGUCUUGGUGGUGUUCGUGGGCCACGUGCCGGUGUUUACCAUGCCAGAGGGCGAUGCGGCAGAGGGGCAGCGGCGAUGCUUCGAGCCAGGCAAGGGCACGUCCACUGUGACGGGUUUCAACUAUGCCCGCUUCGUCAUUGGCUUCCUGUUCCCCCUGGUUGUGCUUGUGGUCACUAACCGUGCCAUCCUGGCCAACGUGCAGGCUAGCACAGGGCUAAGGCAGUGCCAGAAGGAGCGGGUGCGCUACUUGGCGUUCGCCGUGGUGGUCCUCUUCCUGGUGUGCUUCGCACCAUACCAUGUCAUUCUGCUGCUGCGUGCGGUCACCUUCCACUUCCCCGAGCUGCAGAAUUGCCAUUUCCAGGAAAGCCUCUAUACCCCUUACACUAUCUCCCUGGGCCUGUCCACCUUCAACAGCGCCAUCAACCCCAUCCUCUAUGUGCUUUCCAGCGACAACAUCCGCAAGGAGCUACGUCGCGGCCUUUCAGGCCUCCGCGGGCGAGCCACCCUGCGGCCACGUUCCACCGACAGCAGCCAGCACAAGAUGCACAACUCCAAGAACUCAUCAGAAGUGGCAGCCGCCACACAAGAGGGGGAAAAGCAUGGUCGUUGAUGGCAGAGGAAGGUUAGGGGUUCGAUGUACAGUAUGUAUGCUCAAACUAUGGGAGCCAGAGGGAUAUGCAGGUGUGACAACUGAAGGAACCCUGGACUGGUGACUUGCAGGUACUCUGGAAUAUUAAACAGAAUCAGCAUAGAGCCAGGUGGAACCCCAAACAUAGCAAGAGCAAUGGGGGACGAUGUAAUCCAUCUAUCCCAGAAUCUGACUAAAAUCUGAAAUGAUAUCAUUGAAACGGUUCAAGCAGGGGCAUUGUCUCCCUAUUGAUGGUAUCAUUCUAACAAGACUCACAGUUGCCAGGAGCCAUCUGUCUAACGGCAAAUGUUGCAAAGUUUGAUAAGAGAAUGACGGCACAAACAGCACAAACCAUCAUUCUGUUAUCCAACUUUGCACCUGCACUGUUUAUCAAGUAAAUGUGUUUUUGUCAAAUUUUCUGUGGAAAUUGUUUGACGCACUCAUUGUGCAUAGAGUUGUAUGGUUUGUUUACCUUUGCAGUCAUUGGUUUUUGUUUGACAUACAUUUUAAAGUGAAAGAUCUGAGUGUCUCUGUGAACUGGCGUUGUUAGCAUCGCUUAGUUUCAUAUGGAUGGAUCUGAGUUCAGCCAGCAAGUUGGUUCAGCCAGCAAGCAGACACUAGCUAGCUAGCAAAUUUUCGUGCACAUUACGAUUUUCAUAAACACACCUUAGAUAGAUGUAGAAUUAGGAAAAAACUUCAAUAUUAGCUACAGAUUUAUCGUUUUUGGUAAGACUAACUCGGACUCUUUUGAGGAUGAAAGGGGGUUCAGUGGACGAUGUCACCUUGGUAACAUGUUCUAAUGUUAGGACAGCAUAUUGUAGCCUAACGCCUUGUUAGCUAUCCCUGAUUGUUUGCGAGUUAUCACACAAGGCAUUGAUUCCCCAGAGCCUUUGUAGCAUUGAAUCAAUUGAGUUGUAUUUUGCGACUAGGCUACUGUUUCUGUGACAGCAUGUGCAUAAUGAUGUGCCCUACCUGUAAUUUAGUGCAUUAUUAUUGGGUAAACAUAAUAAGCAGCCUCAAUUGCAUAUUUGCAGCCAUAGGAGGUAAAAUCUCUCUAGGAGCUGAUCCGUCAUCAGUAUUGUGGAAUAAUUCUAAUGCCAAUGUAUUGAAUGGAGAAAUCUGAUCCGAGAACAGUGCUGCUUUUCUUUGGAUCCUAUCAGUAUCGACACAUGGUCUAACAACGCACUUAGAGAACGUCCUCUCUGCGUGUUUGUUUGGAAAACACUAAACAGGUUGUAAAGAAAGGUUCAUCUGGUACGAUCAUCGUAAUGCUUAAAGGCCCAGUGCAGUCAAAAACAUGAUUUGUAUAUAUUUCCACACCAUGAAGUUGGAAUAAUACUGUGAAAUUAUUCUGGUACCCUUUAAUGUUAGAGCUGUUUGAAAAGAUUGCCUGAAGUGUCUGUCUAUUUGGGUGGGAUGGAGUUUUGAUCUGCCUGGUGACAUCACCAGGCGGUGACCACUCCCAGACAGUCCUAGCAGAAUUCUUGCUUGAGACAUUGGUCUUUGCUAAGAAGCUAUGUUUUUGUUGCUUUUUGACCAUUUUAACUGAAAACAAUCACAUUAGGAUACUUAAUUGAUACCCAGAAAUGAUUUAAUAUUGAGAUUUUAAAAAAUGGCUGCAUUGGACCUUUAAGUUACAUCACAGCUGGGAAACGAGGCCCUGAUCUGAGACAUUAACGUUAAGUUCAUUUCUGCGUCAUGUUUUGCUCUUCAUCUCCAGAUUAAGGACUUGCCAAUGUUUUGACAAACUCAGCAGUUAUUUGUGUCCAUAUGAAAGAAAAGUUUGAAACUUGCCUCUCUGCUGCUAAUGUAGGAGUGAGAAGCUUCUACAAAACUGUCUACUGAAGCUUUUCUAUGAAAUAAUGUGGUUUCCUUUGGGGAACAGUAGUUGUUAAGUAAAUUGUGCAAAAGCUAAUCCAAUAUGUUAUGUUGCAAUACAUAGAUAUUGUGUUUCACAGUAGAUGCAUAGAUCUACAUCAUGUUCUUAAACUUUAAUCAAGUGUGUUUUGAAAACAAGAACAAUUGUAGUAUUCGUCAUGUUUUAGGUGUUAAGUGUUUUUGUAACAAUGUAAAUAUAAGUCAAGACAUAAUCUUCAUAUAACCUUUUAUAGCCGCAAUAUAACAUUUUAUAUACUUUGGUGUUUUUUCUCCUAUAUUGCAGACCAUUGUAAAAGUUUGUAAAAAAGCAAAAGUUUGUUCUUUUUAUUAGAAAAUUGCACUUCUUGAAUAUUAUUUAUACUGUUUCUGAACAUUUUUAAGUAAACAUUUGAAGUAAAA